CUAAUUUUCUGUAGACAACCCGACGAGAAUGGCGUCGCGUCUCUUCUCUUCUCUUGCUUCAGGGGCAAAGAGUCCUCCUCCUCCUCCGCAGCAAAGCACAGCAGUUCUCACGAGAAUGCGACGGCGGAGGAGCAGAGGAGGGGUGGACCGGUGGUUAUCAUCGCCUCAGCCGGAGCUGCUCUUCCACCUAGAAGUGUCGCCGUCGGAGUCGGCGGGGGAGCGGCGGGAAGUUUGGAGGGAAUCAUACAAUUACCAACGGUACAGUAUGAUUCAUCAUACCAACGAUUUGAUUAUUUACUUGAGGUGUGUAAGCAAGAGAGAUUGCUACUUCACAAAGAGGAACAGAAGGAUAAGCGAGAAAAGAAAGGGUGCUACAAUGGUGAUGAUGAUCAAUACUAUUUAGGUGGAGUUGAUCUCAAUGAGAGUUUGAUCACUCCUUCAAACCACACUGACAAGGAGGAAUGGAGGAAAAGCAACACCCCAGAGUCUAUUAUUUCACAUUCCAGUGGCAGUGACAGCAGAUCUUCAUACCAAAGAUUUGAUUAUCUACUUGCGGUGUGUAAGCAAGAGAGCUUACUACUUGAGAAAGAGAAACAAGAGGAUAAGCAAGAAAAGAAAGCAUGCUACAAUGAUGAUGAUGAUGAUCAGUACUGUGGGCUUGAUCUCAAUAAGAGUUUGAUCAUUCCUUCCAACCAUACAGUGCCUAAUAAGGAGGAAUGGAGGAAAAAAUUGAUGGGAUCAUUUUAUGGCUUAUCUUGGCAGAAUGCUUUGAAGUCUGUGGUGCAAAGUGCAGCACGAAGCAACACACCAGAAUCUGCUAUUUCACAUUCCAGUGGCACUGAUGGCAGCAGAGCUUCUUUAAAGAGGAGAUUACUACUUGCGGUGUGUAAGAAGGAGAGAUUACUACUUAAGAAAGAGGAACAAGAGGAUAAGCAAGAAAAGAAAGGAUGCUACAAUGAUGAUGAUGAUCAGUACCAUUUAAGUACGGUUGAUCUCAAUGAGAGUUUGAUCACUCCUUCAAACCAUACAGUGCCAGAUAAGGAGGAACAGGAGGAUAAGCAAGAAAAGAAAGCAUGCUACAAUGAUGAUGAUGAUGAUGAUCAUUACUGUGGGGUCGAUCUCAAUAAGAGUUUGAUCAUUCCUUCAAACCAUACAGUGCCUGAUAAGGAGGAAUGGAGGAAAAAAUUGAUGGGAUCAUUUUAUGGCUUAUCUUGGCCGAAUGUUUUGAAUUCUGUGGUGCAAAGUGCAGCACGAAGAAACACACUAGAAUCUGAUAUUUCACAUUCCAGUGGCAUUGAUGACAGCAGAGCUUCUUUAAAGAGGAGGUUAAAGUCUGAUGAGGUUGCGGGAAAUGCUGUGGCAGAGAGGAUCAAUUCCAAGAAGCGAAAGAGGGGAAGUGGGGUGCCCAACAACGGUCCAGAACCACCACCAGGACUACCGGUUGAAUUCAGAAAUUUUAUUCUCCAAAGGGCUGGUAACCGGGCAGUAUGUGUCGAGAAAUUGGUGAUUCAAAAGGAGCUUACCAAAACGGAUGUAAACAGCACCCAGAAUAGGCUGUCCAUCCCAGCGAGGCUUGUGAGGGAGGAGUUCCUUACGGAAGAAGAGCAUCUUCUACUUUGUCAGUGCAAUGGGAAGAAUGUAUGUUCUAUAGAUGAAGUUCCGUUGAUCACACCAAUGAUGGAAGUAGCAAAGGUGAGCUUGAGGAGGUGGGAGAUGAAGAAAGAAAGGGGAGUUCCCAGUGUAUCUUACGUCAUAGCUAAUACUUGGAAUGAAAUAAGAAGACGGAAUAAAUUUGAAAGCAAGAUGAUAGUUCAAUUGUGGGCUAUUCGGGUUGGCGUAGACUUGUGGAUGGCUCUAGUUAGGCUUUCUUGAUCUUUUAAUCAACUUACCACUUCAAUUUAGGAGAUACAAAUAUGCUCUUUGUAUAUGCUUUUUUGUGUUUUUCGAAACUAAUUCAAAGAGUUUUGAAUUUUGUUAUGAAUGUCUAUCAAAUACUGUUCAGUUCAUUUUGAAUGA
Messenger RNA from Ipomoea nil (Japanese morning glory), 2016 nucleotides. Its product is annotated as B3 domain-containing protein At5g24050-like. The transcript is spliced from 7 exons. Gene Ontology annotation, molecular function: DNA binding. Lineage: Eukaryota; Viridiplantae; Streptophyta; Magnoliopsida; Solanales; Convolvulaceae. The record is from RefSeq and is a predicted model, not a curated record. The coding region runs from base 733 to 1872 and encodes 379 amino acids.